Molecule: messenger RNA, 1708 nt
Organism: Bombus terrestris (buff-tailed bumblebee)
Lineage: Eukaryota; Metazoa; Arthropoda; Insecta; Hymenoptera; Apidae
Product: receptor expression-enhancing protein 5
Exons: 4
Coding region: 90-632 (180 amino acids)
Source: RefSeq, a predicted model, not a curated record
GAUACAUGUAAAGUUAGUAGUGAGCUUGCAAAUUCGUGGACGGAGUGUCGUUUGUAACUGUAGCUUUGUGUAUCGAAAAUUCGAACAGAAUGGCAAGAAUAGCAGCCAUAAAACAAUCUUUGGAAAAAGCGUUACACGAUGAAAGCAAAACAUGGGCAAAGUAUCUAGGCAAAGUCGAAAAAAAGACAGGAGUCGAUCGACUUUAUGUUUUUUUAAGUUUUGUUGGAUUUACAGCAUUAUAUUUGGUGUUUGGUAUUGGUCAGCAGUUAGUUUGUAAUAUCUUUGGAUUUAUAUAUCCUGCUUAUUGUUCUAUGAAAGCCUUGGAAAGUCCAAAGAAAGAGGAUGAUACAAAGUGGCUGACCUAUUGGGUGGUUUUUGCAAUUUUUACAAUCGUUGAAUUUUUCGCAGAUUAUAUUUUAUGCUGGUUUCCAGUCUAUUGGCUUUUUAAGUGUCUCUUUUACAUUUGGCUAAUGGCACCUAUUGAACGUAAUGGUUCCUUAAUAUUAUACAACUGUAUUAUUAGACCAAACUUUUUAAGAUAUCAUCACAAAGUUGAUGCAUUGAUAUCGUCUGCUCAGGAUGCUGCUGUUAAAGCCGCAGCAAAUGCUUUGCUGACAGAAAAACAGGAGUAAUAUUUACAAUUUUGAAUUCCUAGAGGCUUAAAAAAUAUGCCUUAAAAAUUUUUACUGUUUUCUCGUCUCGUCCAUUUUUAAUAAAAAGGAAACUGCAAUAUAUUUGACAGUCUUAAUUUCCUAUAUAUAAUGUUUAUAUAGUAGUAUAAAUUUUAUAAUCAAUUGUGCCUAUUAUUAAGAUGCUGUUAUAAAAUCCAAUUACACAUGUUAUUGUGUAUCUUACAAAUUUCUAUAUCUUGUCAGGAAUGUAGUUCAUCAGAUCACAAAAUUUUGAAUGAAUGUAAUAAAUACAUAAUACUGUCAUAAAUGCAAAUAAAAAUUGUAUGAAUACAUAAAGUUUAUAAUUACAAGUCUUACAAAAAUGGCUGUGCAAUGUUACGUUCUGUUGCAAGAUUUUUACAUAAGCCAAGCCAAUUUAGUAAUAUUGAACAAAUAAUUCUUACGAUAUCAUUUGUGAUUGGAUAUUAAUGAUAUUUUAGACAGUUAUAAACACUAUCCGAGCAAAUGUUUUCUAUCAUAGUAUAAUUGUCUGUAUAAAGAUAUUUUUAUGCCAUGAUAUUACAGUUAUAAACAAGGUGAAUAUUUUUAGUAUUGGAAAUGAGUGUAUAAUGAUUUGUAAAAUCACCAAACAAACGACCUUUGUAAAAAAUACAUAACACGAAUGACGAGAUUUAUAUUUACAAUUUUGUAAGUGAGGGUAGAAUUAGAUAAUAUAAAGAUUGAGAAUAUGACAUAAAUCAUAAUACAUGUGUAUGAUGUAUGGAUACUAAAAAUUAAUGAAUUGUAGGUAAGCGCAAAAUUUUUGAAAUGAUAAAUUAGAUAUUAAUCUUGCACAAGUAUAAAGACAAGCUUUAAGUAUAUUUGUAGCGCCAAACUUAUAUUUGAACAGGCGUUAUUAUUUUAUAAGAGGUUGAAGAAAUAUGUGGCAUUUUGCGACUGACCAGUCGUAUCUUAACAAUCGGGAGGCAAUGUCAAGUCAUUGUUGAUCCAUGCCAAAUUCGCGUAUUCAGACCUUAUAAAGUAAAGUGUAAGAUGUUCCAUCGUUCUUAAAAUAAAUUCUAUACAUUUAAAUAGUA